Molecule: messenger RNA, 1432 nt
Organism: Halichondria panicea
Lineage: Eukaryota; Metazoa; Porifera; Demospongiae; Suberitida; Halichondriidae
Exons: 6
Coding region: 1-1368 (455 amino acids)
Biological process (GO): transmembrane transport
Molecular function (GO): calcium ion binding
Source: RefSeq, a predicted model, not a curated record
AUGGCCCUGAAUUCCAGUGAUUUCCUGCUGCCCAAGUCGAUUGAUAGACUCCACUCCCUGUUUGAGUCUAUAGAUGCUAACCACAGUGGUGCAAUCUCUAUCAAUGAGCUGGAAGAUGCCUGUGCCAAACUGUCACUGUUAGUCACUCAAGAAGACUUGGUAAACUUUACAGGCACUGAUAAAAAUAAUGAUCAGCAGUUAGAUUUCACAGAAUUUCAAAAUUUCUAUGUUCACCAAUUGAAGAGAGUGUUUACGGAACUAGAUGGUGAUGCUAGUGGUGAAAUCGAUGUUGAAGAGCUCAAGACUGCUUUCAAUCGAUUAGGUUUUCAAGUUACGACUCAGGAAGUCAAGGCAUUACUCAAUGAAGUUGAUAAAGACAAAAACGGGUCUGUCGAUUUCAAAGAAUUCUGUAAUUUCUUCUGCUCACUGCCAUCACCUGAUCUCCGUUUAAUAGUGCAGCAAUGGGCAACCGGACUCGCCAUUGACACAGGAGCUGACUUUGCGCCCCCUCCUCUGCCUCCUUCCUCACUUGUGCUGUGGAAGGCCAUAUUCGCUGGUGGAGUGGCUGGUAUCAUGUCCAGAACAACGACUGCCCCUCUAGAGAAGUUAAAGCUGCUAGCUCAGACUGGGUCGAGAGUGCCGCUGGUAUCCACACUGAUGUCCACAUGGAGAAAAGGCGGGUGGAGUGGUUUGUUUGCUGGGAAUGGAGCCAACUGUUUGCGGGUCUUCCCUUUCGCCGGGCUAGUGUGUCUCACAUAUGCCAACAUUGCUCAUAAAUUUCCCCUAGAUUCUGGAACAUUGUCGCUGAAUAUGGCUGGGCGUAUGUGUGUUGGUGGUCUAGCUGGGCUUGUGGCUACCAUAGUUACACACCCUAUGGAUGUGGUCAGGGCUAGGCUCACUGUGCAAGAUUCGUCCAGCAAAGUUUACCGAGGCAUUACACAUGCUCUUGCAGACAUUGCGGCAAAGGAGAAGUUGCGAGGCCUCUACAAAGGUGUGGGCCCCACUCUACUGGCAAUAGUCCCUUUCAUCGCAAUACAACAGUCCAGCUAUGAUGUGAUGAAGCAAUACGCUCUGGGUUGCAACCUCCAACCAAGCAUUUCAUUGUUUCUUCUUUGUGGAAGUCUAGCUGGAGUUGUCGCACAGACUUCUGUGUACCCACUGGACGUUGUUAGAAGAAGAAUGCAAGUCAGUGGAUUGUCCUCGCCUGCUGCAGCUGGAGGACGUCAAACCGCGUGGACAGUUUUACGAUCGCUUACAGCCAGACAAUUAUUUUCUGGCUUGUCAGCUACAUAUAUGAAAAUUGUUCCUUCAGCAGCCGUUAGUGUUUUAGUACGAGAUGCCAUUCUUGGGCGAUUGAAACAGAAUUGACUACAUAUUUAUAGCAUAAUAUUAUGUCAUCCCUAUAAUUUUUAAUUAUGAUCAUGGUUAAUGG